This is a messenger RNA of Zophobas morio, 1194 nucleotides long. RefSeq names its product tetra-peptide repeat homeobox protein 1-like. The record is from RefSeq and is a predicted model, not a curated record. The transcript is spliced from 2 exons. Bases 104 to 1099 code for a protein of 331 amino acids. Lineage: Eukaryota; Metazoa; Arthropoda; Insecta; Coleoptera; Tenebrionidae.
CCCCCUUAAUAAUGGCGGUACUUUAUGAUUUCUAUCUCCUAUAAAAGCUUUAGAUGUCCGUCCAAUCGGCACCAGUCUUCUGCUGUCCUCCGUUUAAUAAAGCAUGAUGAAGACUACCGUGUUCAUUGUUCUCUUGAUCUCCGCCGCCUUUGCUGAGGAGAAGAAGACCACAAAACGUGGUGUCUACGGUGAAUCCUUAGCAUUGGGAGUUGGGAGUGUGGGCCUUGGACACGGUGGCAUCGCUUUAGGCAGUGGUCUGUCGUCAGGAGCAAUUCUGGGAUCUGGGAUACAUGGUGGCAGUAGCGGACUAAUUUCAUCCCAUGGAUACGGUCUCGGUCUAGGAAGUUACGGUUCAUCCCUUGGCUCUGGAAUAGGCUUGGUCGGUUCCGGAAUUGGGCUGUCCGGCUCCGGAAUCGGUCUAGGUUCUGGAAUCGGCAUCGGCUCUGGAAUAGCACAUGGUCCCAUCAACCUUGGAGCUUCUGUUUCCCGCCACAUCACCGUCACCAACAGAGUCGGAAUUCCAGUACCACAUCCCGUACCAGUCACCGUACACAAGGACGUUCCAGUGCCAGUACCACACCCAGUCCCUGUCCCCGUGGACCGUCCUUAUCCCGUACAUGUACCUAAACCUUAUCCAGUUCCAGUAAUAAAAACCAUUCCCGUGCCAGUAGACAAACCUUAUCCUGUGCCCGUUAAAGUACCAGUGAAAGUGCCUGUUUCAGUACCCGUUAAAGUACCAGUACCUAGACCUGUGCCUGUACCUAUCCACAAGCCUUACCCUGUACCUGUAGCAGAUCCUGUUAUUGUCAAAAAACCAGUACCUGUUGCCAUCCAUGGUCACGAUAUUGGUUUGUCUAGCAUUGGGCUCGGAUCUGGGAUUGCGCUUGGAUCUGGAAUAGGAUACGGGCAUGGAAUUGGAAUUGGAUAUGGAUCUGGAAUUGGACACGGAUCUGGAAUUGGAUACGGAUAUGGAUCUGGAAUAGGAUAUGGCAUUGGAGGACACGGUAUUGCUCUUGGUGGACAUAGCAUAGGACUCGGUUCUGGUAUUGCGCUGGGAUCCCAUGGAAUUGGAUUAGGUUCUAGCUUAAAAUCAUGGUAAUUUUCUGUGAUGUUAGUCAUCUUCAUUCAUUUAUAAAUAUGCCAUAUGAUACAUGAUAGAAACUAGUCCCCAUGUGGUUUCACGUAUUUUGCAUU